Messenger RNA from Erpetoichthys calabaricus (reedfish), 7879 nucleotides. Its product is annotated as oocyte zinc finger protein XlCOF6-like. Bases 205 to 2664 code for a protein of 819 amino acids. Gene Ontology annotation, biological process: regulation of cytokine production; negative regulation of transcription by RNA polymerase II; regulation of immune system process. Lineage: Eukaryota; Metazoa; Chordata; Cladistia; Polypteriformes; Polypteridae. The record is from RefSeq and is a predicted model, not a curated record. The transcript has 4 exons.
GUGUGCACGCCAAAACACCACGUGACUGGUGACGUCGUUAAGGGCGACAGUUACUGAAAUCAGCAUGUGAGCCGUCUCACUUUGUACUAGUGGGCUGUAAACGAGACGGUAGACUGUAGCUGUUGAAUGAGCCGACGUUAAAACUAUCAAAUCAGAAAGAAACAGAAGCAAAGAAAGGUGCUGGUGCUUUACUGUAAGGCCAAGAUGGAACUGAAACAAGAGACAAGUCAGAUUGAUAUUAUGGAGAAAAUGGCUGUAAAUAUUAAAGAGGAAGAUGACUGUGAAUGGAAGUCUAUCCAGUCUGAACAAGAUAGUCUGGGCAUUAAGGAUGAAGCUUAUGAAUUGAGGUCAUUAGGCAUUAAAGAACAUGCUAAGAUUUCUGUCAACAUUGAGACACAGGAAUGGAAAAUCAUUAAAUAUGGUGAUGUCAAGGUUAAGUCUGAAUCAUUACAUUCUGAAACAAAGAGAAUUGAGGAACUUUCAUCUUUUAAAACUCCUGAAGAUCAACCAUUACCUUCAAAUCAGUCUGAAAAAAGAAACAAGCCUCACUGCUGUUUGGAAUGUGGCAAACAAAUUUCUCCUUUAAGGAAUCCCCGGAGUCACACAAGAAUUCAAACAGGAAAGAAGCAGCAGUGCUGUUUGUCAUGUGGCAAACAAUUUUUAAACAGAAGUACUCUUCAGAAAAAUGCUAAAAUUCAUACUGGUGAUAGGCCAUAUUGCUGUUUGGAAUGUGGCAAACAGUUCUACGACAAGAGUAAUCUUCGGAAACACACUAAAAUACACACUGGAGAGAAGCCAUAUUGCUGCUCUGAAUGUGGAAAACACUUUUCAUUGAAGAGCACCCUUCAGAGACACACAAGAACUCACACCGGAGAGAAGCCAUAUUGCUGCUCUGAAUGUGGAAAACUCUUUUCAUUGAAGAGCACCCUUCAGAGACACACUAAAAUUCAUACUGGAGGGGAGAUGUAUUGCUGCUCUGAAUGUGGAAAACAAUUCUCUCAAGUCACCAGUCUUCAGACCCACACAAGAAUUCAUACUGGAGAGAAGCUGUAUUAUUGUUCUGAAUGUGGUAAACAGUUUUUAAAAAGGAGCCAUCUUCAGAACCACAAAAGAAUUCACACUGGAGAGAAGCCAUACUGCUGCUCCGAAUGCGGGAAAUGUUUUUCUCAAAGUAGUCAUCUUCAGGUUCACAAAAAAAUUCAUACAGGAGAGAAGCCAUAUUGCUGUUUCGAAUGUGGCAAACAGUUUUUGCAUAUGAGCAGUCUUAAAAGACACACUCCAGUUCACACGGGAGAGAAGCCGUAUUGCUGUUCUGAAUGUGGCAAGCAUUUUUCAUUCAAAAGGAUUCUUUUGGUACAUGCAAGAAUUCACACUGGAGAGAAGCCAUUUUGCUGUUCUGAAUGUGGCAAGCGUUUUUCUCAAAGUAGCAGUCUUUGGAGUCACAAAAAAAUUCAUACGGGAGAGAAGCCAUAUUGCUGUUCUGAUUGUGGCAAACAGUUUACAGACAGGAGUGGUUUUCAGAGCCACAAAAGAGUUCAUACAGGAGAGAAGCCAUAUUACUGUUCUGAAUGUGGUAAGCAGUUUUCUCAGUGGAGCAGUCUUCAGAGCCACAAAAGAAUUCAUACUGGAGAGAAGCCGUAUUGCUGUUCUGAGUGUGGCAAACUGUUUUCACACAAGAGCACCCUUCAGAGACACACUAGAAUUCACACUGGAGAGAAGCCAUAUUGCUGUAAUGAAUGUGGUAAACGGUUCAGUCAAAGGAGUAAUCUUCGGAGUCACUUUAGAGUUCAUGCUGGAGGAAAGUCAUAUUGCUGUAAUAAAUGUAGCAAACAAUUCUGUGACAGGGGUAGUCUGAAGAUCCACAAAAAAAUUCACAUUGGAGAAAAGUCUUAUUGUUGUAAUGAAUGUGGUAAACACUUCUGUAGCUGGAGCAGCCUUCAGAGCCACAAAAGAAUUCACACCGGAGAAAAGCCGUAUUGCUGUUUGGAGUGUGGCAAACAAUUCCGUGACAGAAGUACAUUUCAAAGCCACAAAAGAAUUCACACAGGAGAAAAGCCAUUUUGCUGUAAUGAAUGUGGAAAACGAUUCUAUCACAGUGGUAAUCUUCGGAGUCACAUUAGAUUUCACACCAGUGAGAAGCCUUAUUCCUGUAAUGAAUGUGGCAAACAAUUCCGUAGCAGGAGUAAUCUUUGGAGCCACAAAAGAAUUCACACUGCAGCAAAGCCAUACUACUGUUUGGAAUGUGGCAAACAAUUCCGUGACAGAAGUACUCUUCACAUCCACAAAAGAAUUCACACAGGAGAGAAACCAUUUUGUUGUUCAGAAUGUGGCAAACAAUUCCGUGACAGGAGUGCUCUUCAAAGCCAUAAAAGAACUCACACUGGAGAUAAGCCAUAUUGCUGUUUGGAAUGUGGCAAACAGUUUUGUCGCAGGAGUACUCUUAAGAGUCAUAUUAGAAUUCACACUGGAGAGAAGUCAUAUUGUUGUAAUGAAUGUGGCAAACAGUUUUCACGAAGUAGCACUCUUCAGAACCACAAAAGAAUUCACACUGGAGAGAAGCCAUAUUGCUGUUCUGAAUGUGGCAAACAAUAUUCACAGAUGCGCAGUCUUAAGAAACACUCUACAGUUCACACAGGAGAGAAGGAGGAAGCCUCAAAGGAGUAAGUUGGCAGGUGAAGAAGGAAACAACAGAGGAAGUAUGCAAUGCAUCCCUCUACUGAAGUCACAAUGAAUACCUUUAUGUUGGGUGUUUUAUUGUACAACAUAUAUAAUAAAACUCAUCAAGGCAAUCAAUCCUGCAAGUAUGAAUAGUAUCUGUAAUUCAUACUGGUCACUCAUCUCUCAUGGAUAGAAAGGUGCCCAGCCUUUGCCUCAACACUCUGGUAGGUGAUGGUGCAACAUUUUUAGAUGAAGAGAAGACUUCCAAUGUGGUGGUAGUCCAGAUGGACAGUCUUGCUGGCCUCACCACAGUGGAAGUUGAACAACCACAAAACAACAACCUAAGCAAGAAAUUAAAAGGGCUGUUGGAUAGUUGAAGAUUAAGAGGAAAUCAUGUACUACUACUUUUAUGUAACAAAUCCAAAAGGUCCAACUAAAAGAUAUGCCAGGAGGGUUUGCAAAACUUGUAAUCACACCAUCCAAAUUAAGAUAACUAAUGUCAACCUGAGAUUUGUAGUUGGAAUGAAAAGUGAAUAAUUCGGGAGUAAAUAGAACACCCACAAAGAGCAGUAAAAGAUUAAAUAAUGCAGAAGAAAGGCAAGAUCCAAUUAUGAGAACUAAUGAGAGUAGAAUGGGCAAAGACCAGGGAUCCAGAGAAGAGUACCAUCAUAUGGUGUGGUUUUUAUGCCAACAUUAAAGCAUCAAAAACCAGACUAAGUUAAAGGCAGAAAACACAUAUUUGAAAAACUCAGAAAAAAAAAACUCCUAAAUAUGAACGUACACACUUGGAAAAUGAUCAUCAGGUAGAAAGUGAAUGUUCUCAUAAGCAACCAAUUGUCAAAUAAUUACACACAUGUCUUAAAGGAGCUGAAAAUGGAAGGGAUGUGAAUUAUUGUGGAAAGUUCCUCUGUUGAUUGCUUUGGUUCUUGUACAUUAUGUCAUUACAAUUAACUGUAGUGUGUGCAUAAAUGUCAGUUAUAUCUGCUUUAUUAUGUCCAACAUGUACAGCUUUACCUGAAUGUGUGUACAGUGCCCAGCAUAACUGAGUACACACCCAAAAGAUUUUUCAGAAAAUCAUUUAUCUCCCUAUAGAAUUGAUACUUUCUGUGGGAUACUAUACCAUAAAACAGUCAAGAAAAUCUGGUUAAUUAUUUGCAAAUUAGAUUUGUCAGUACAAAAACAAAAUUUAAGUAUGUUUAAGAAAAUUAUUUAAGGCCAGGGCGCAAAAAUUUAGUACACCAUAUUGAAAGUCUUAGGCAUAACAUUUAAUCAAAUGCUAAUUAGCAGGAAUUCAACAUUAAAUGAGUGUAAUCAAUCAUUACACAGGUGACCACAGGAUAUUUGGUAAUUCUUUUUCUUCUUCUUCUUCGGGUUGAUGUGCUUGAUCAACUUUCUCUAUAUAGCUCAGUCCUGCAUCCCCUCACUAGUAAAGCCCUUUUCCUUCAAAUGUUCUUUUACUUUAUCUACCCACAUCCUUUUUGGCCUCCCUCACUUUCUCUUCCCCUGUACUGCCAAUCUCAUCACUCUUUUGCCCACAUAUUCAUUCACUUCUCAUCUCCUGUCCAUGCCACUUUAACCUCCUUUCCUAUACUUAGAUAUCUCUCCCACUUUUGUAGUUUCUCGGUUUGUCACAUUUAUUAUGUUAUUUUUUUUUUGUAACUCCACACUUCCAUAACAACAUUCUCAUUUCUGCCACAUUUAACUUCUUCUCCUGCGAUUCCUUUGUUCCCCAUGUCUCAUCUCUAUACAUCAUUGCUGAUCUUUCAACUGUCUUAAAAACCUUACCCUUAACCUUCACCUUAAUUCUUUAAUCACAAUACUCCUGAUAGCUCUUCCAAUUAUUCCACCUGAAUUGAACUCUAUGGCAUAUCUCUGCAUGUAAGUUUCCAUCUUGGGCUAUCACAUAUCCUAGAUAUUUAAAUUUAUGCACUCCCUUAAAUAGCACUCCCUGAAUACUAACUUCUGAAUCGCCUAUCAUCAUUAAACCUCAAAUAUUAUGUCUUCUUCCAAUUUGUCUUCAUUUCUCAAUCUUUCUGAGCACUUCUCCAUUCUUCCAACUUCUUCUUUUCAAGUGCUACAAAACACAAUGUCAUUAGCAAAAAGCCUUCACCAGGGGGAUUAGUCUUUUAUCCCAUGCAUCCAUAACCAGAUCAAAGAUGUAAGGACUUAAAGAAGAUCCCUGGUGCAGACCUCCUCUAACUGGGAUCUUGUCUGUUACCCCAACACACUGCUUUUAACCUGAGUCCUCACUCCCUCAUACAUAUUCUGGACAAUCCUCAUAUACUUCUCCUUUCUCUCUCAUGCACUCCAAGACCUGUUGACGUGGCAUGCCUUCUCCAAAUCAGUACACACCAUAUGCAAUCCUUUCUGUUUUUCUUGAUGCUGCUCUAUAAGCUAUGCCAAUGCAAAGACUGCAUCAGUUGUUCCUCUCCCUAGCAUAAAUCCAAACUGAUCCUCCACUAUGUGUCUCUUCCCAAAUUUUUAUUGUGGGUGACAUCAGCUUUAUACCUCUAUACUUUGAACAAUUUGGAAUAUCGACCUUCUUGUAAAUGGAUACACCACUGUUCCUCCACUCCUCUGGUAUUCUCUCCUGUUGAAAGAUCUUCUGCAUUAGAUCUCACAACAUAUCUAAUUCCUCUUCUCCUAAACUCUUCCACAUGUCUGGUGGUAUGUCAUACGUUCCUUUUGCCUUUCUAUUUUUUCAUUAUUUUUAGUGCCUCCUUUAUUUCCUUUCUCUUAAUUCUUGUUACCAGACCUUCAUUUGGGAGUCCAUCCCCAAAUACUACUCUUUCUUCAUUCGACAGCUUUUGAAAUUUCCUCUUCUAUUCUUGAUCCUAUCAUGCUCACUCAAGACCACAACUGGCUCAUCUUUCAUCUGCUUUAUCUGACUAAAAUCCUUUCCAGCCUUGUUCAUAGCCUUCACUAUUCUAAAAAUCAUUCUGUCUCCCUCUUUUGUCUCCAACUUUUCAUGCACCUCCUCUAAAGCUUGUGCCUUGGCUCUGGCCUCUGCCGUUCUUUCCUUCCUUGUUUGUCUGUCUAUACCUUUUUCUAUCUUUCUCCCUCCCUAAUUGGAACCAUGUCUUAUUAGCCUUUUUUUUUACAUCUUGCACUUUUCUGUUUCACCACCAUGUGUCUUUGUCCCCUGGUAGGCUCCUUCCUGUCAUCCUAUCCAAAACCUCUUUACCUGCUCUUAAUACAACUUUGCUAUUCUUCUCCCAACAUUCCUCCUAACUAUUACCAGAUCAGAUCCCAUGAUAAAAUCUACUAUUCUUUCCACUUCCCCAUGUCUGUCCCCUACUCUUCACCCACCAUGUUACCCUUACUACCAUAUCUCUAGUCUUUCUGACAUGCCCGUUUAGAUCGCCAUCAACAAUCAUGUUUUCUCCCUGUUGUAUCUUGCUAAGCUCUUCAUCCAUUUGUGCCCCAAAAAUAUCCUUCUCCUCAUCCUCAUAGCCCACCUGAGGACUAUAUGCACAAAUAAUAUUAACUACAGUUUCACCAAAACUCAGCUUGACACUAGACAUCCCAUCAUUCCUCAUAUUCACACUGACAAGAGCUUUUUUCUUGUUCUUUGGAUACUACUCAGCCUGCACCAUUCCUCACUUGUUUCACUGUACAACUUAAAGCCUCCUCCCAAUUCUCUUGCCUUAUUUCUCUUCCAUCUAGUUUCAUGUACACACUACACUCCCACUUUCCUCUGUUCCAUCCAAUCUGCCUACUUUCUUCUUUUCACAGUCAUUGUCCCAACAUUCAGUGCCCCCAAUCUUACCUUUAAUUUACCCUUUCUUUCCCCUCCUGUCUCCUCGGUAGCACUUGCUCACUUCCUACAGGUGUCAGGUGAGACCCCUGUGUGUCACCUACAGGUACACUAACCCUCGCUGUUUAUUUGAGCUUGGGAUUGGCACUAAAUUGGGCUGGUUUGCCCACAUCCUGCACCCCAAAGCCCCCGGUUGAGAUUACCAGAUAUCUGACCAUUAAGGGUGGUAUUUAACAAGUAAAAUACCCUCAAUAACAAUAAUGGCACCGCAUUGAAGAGAAACAUCAUAAGACUUGAAGAAAGUAAUUUCAGUAAAUAAAAAGGUCAAGGCUACAAGAGAAUUAGUAAAGUGUUGCUAAUCAGUAGGAAUACAGUAUGAAAAGUGAGUUAGAAAUUCAAAAAGGAAGGACUUGUUGCAAGCUCUCUGAGAUGUCUAGGACAUCCACAGAAGCUAACACUUCAACAUGAGUGUUUUGUGAUAAGAAGAUUUGAGGAAAAUUGCCAUACAUGUUCAUCACAGUUAACUAAAGCAGUAGAAAUCCAAAUUGGGGUGACACAAUAUGACAUGCACUUUAUUGGAGUGGCAUGCAAAGGUGUUGUGCACAAAAGCCAGCCGCUGCUAAAGCUUAUGCACAUAAAAUCCAGUUUAGCAUUUGCCAGGGCCCACGUUGACAACAAUGAAAACUACUGGAACUCUAUACUUUGGAGUGAUGAGAGAAAGGUAAAUCAUUUUGGAACUGAUAGCAUUCAAACUGUAUGGAAUUGCAAGGGUGAGGAGUACAAUGAAAAAUGCAAGGUGCCCACAGUAACGCAUGGUGGUUCAGCAUGCUUCUCUGGGCCUGUAUAAGUACUGCAAGGAAUUGAACUUAAUUGAUAUCAUUGUGUGUUCAAAGAUGUACUGUUAAAUACUGAAGGAGAAGAUGCUACCAUCUCUCUGUGUGCUGGGUCACCGGGCAUUCUUUCAACAUGAUAAUGAUCUAAAACAUAUAUCCUAGGCCAUUGACACAUUUCUGGGGAAGAAAAGGGUGAACGUGAUUCAGUGGCCAAGCGUGACACCUGACCUCUACCCAACAGAACAAUUGUAAGGAGUUCUGAAAAGAAAAGUUGAUUAUCAUUUUCAAUCCAGCAUCCAGGCUCUGAAAGAGUUAAUUCUCCAAGAAUGAAAAAAGAUAGCCAUGACCGUAUGUUGCCAACUUGUUCAUUCAAUGUCUAGAAGAGUUGGUGCUGCUCUUAAAAUCAUGGAGGUUAUAGAAAAUAUUUGAUUUGGUGGAAUUUGUUGUAGGGUGUAUUUAUUUUGGCAACAACUCAUUGAAAUCAGAUGUUUUAUUUUCUUAUUCUAAUGAUGUUGGCGACUCAGCUUUUAUGUUGUUAAUAAAGUAUGUGUUUAAUAAAACUCAGUUUUGUCAUAUUUCUGCUAAUUGUUCUGGUAUUCACUGAGAAAUAAAUAAGUCUUAAUUUUUGAAA